Molecule: messenger RNA, 946 nt
Organism: Ictalurus punctatus (channel catfish)
Lineage: Eukaryota; Metazoa; Chordata; Actinopteri; Siluriformes; Ictaluridae
Product: transcription factor HES-5
Exons: 2
Coding region: 60-497 (145 amino acids)
Biological process (GO): anterior/posterior pattern specification; regulation of neurogenesis; regulation of transcription by RNA polymerase II
Cellular component (GO): nucleus
Molecular function (GO): RNA polymerase II cis-regulatory region sequence-specific DNA binding; protein dimerization activity; DNA-binding transcription factor activity, RNA polymerase II-specific
Source: RefSeq, a predicted model, not a curated record
AAAGUGGGAAUGAAGUUUCGGCACGUGAAUGAAGCGCACGCGACUGAGUUGACAGAGUGAUGGCGCCUAGCACGCGCGCACCGACUCGAGAGAAAAACGAGACACCCAGAUUAAGGAAGCCCGCGGUGGAGAAACUGCGCAGAGAUCGCAUCAACACAGGGAUCGAGCGCCUGAAACUGCUGCUUAAGGACGAACUGAAUCCUAAACGCAAGCUGGAAAAGGCGGACAUUUUAGAAACGGCGGUUGCGUACUUGAAAAAAAGCAAGGGGCUGGCGCGCGCCUCUCCGGACCAGAGCUACGCUGACGGCUUCGCGCGCUGCUUGGAAGAGACCGCGCGCUUUCUCACGGUGCAUAACCGAGUCGAAAAGGGCAAACACAUCGCGAUGAGCAGUCUGGGUCAUGCAAUACAUCCUAAGGCGACCGGAAGUAUCAGCGUGAGAGUGAAUGCUGUCAAGAGUACCCCUGAACGCACCGGGGCAGUUUGGAGACCGUGGUGAUUCCUAACAAUAACAAAAACAAGACCCUUACUGAGCCAUGUUCAUGGUGCUCUUAUUGCAUAGAGUAUCACUGUGUUAAUGUAAACAGAAGCUGUUUUAGUGUAAAUAACUUCGCCUGUGUGAAGCUAAUAAUUCUUUACAAAUUGUAAAAUAAUAAUAAUAGUAUUAUUAAUAAUAAAUAAUAAUAAGCCAUAUCUAGAGGGGGAAGGUGUGUAGACACUAGGCCCAAAAACACUAGUCCACUAAAAUAGAAACUGUCUGGUACAGGAAGCCCAAAAUUCCUACUGUUGCUCCUGAUGUCCUGUGUUCCUGAAUUCCUGUGAAUAUUGUCUAUAGAGACCUUGAUUAAUAUUGUUGUUAUUAUUAUAAUUAUUCCCUGUAUUUGAUCUAUCAUAUUGAUAGAAUUGUCUGAAGUAUGUCUGUAACAAGACAAUAAAAAGUAACCUGGA